GGCCACAUUGAGAGAUAGUGGUUGGGAUAAUUUAUUUGUUGAUGUACAAGAAUUUUGUGUUGCUAAAGGUAUUCCGGUGCCAAAUAUGGAUGAAGAAAUACCGGUUCGGGGUCGUUCAAGACUAGAAGGGAGGACCAUCACUAAUCUUCACCAUUACCGUGCCGAGAUUUUUUAUGUUGCUAUUGACAAAAUAUGUGUGGAGAUGGAUCAUCGCUUUAGUGAAGGAAGUAACAUUGUACUUGAUUGCUUCUCAUGUCUUGAUCCCAAAAACUCUUUCUCCAAGUUUGAUGUUGAUAAGCUUGCUCGUCUUGCUGAUAUUUAUCAUGUAGACUUUUCUGAUGAUGAUCGUGGAACAAUAAGGGAGCAACUUGACACUUAUGUACUUCAAAUGAAAAGGCAUGCUUCCUUUUCUUCUUGUGAAGAUGUUCAAAGUUUGGCUAUGAAGAUGGUUCAAACUGAGAAACAUUUGGUAUUUCCAUUGGUCUACAAACUCAUUGAGUUGGCUUUGAUAUUGCCGGUGUCGACAGCUUCCGUUGAAAGAGCUUUUUCAGCAAUGAAGAUUAUUAAGACUAAAUUGCGCAACAAGAUCAACAAUGUGUGGUUGAAUGACUUGAUGAUAUGUUACACCGAGCGGGAGAUAUUCAAGUCACUUGAUGAUGUUGAUAUUAUUCGAACAUUCACUCGAAAGAGGUCGCGGAAAGGGCAUUUACCUCCUAAUUUUAUUUAG
This is a messenger RNA of Medicago truncatula (barrel medic), 727 nucleotides long. RefSeq lists its product as uncharacterized. Gene Ontology annotation, molecular function: protein dimerization activity. The coding region runs from base 86 to 727 and encodes 213 amino acids. Lineage: Eukaryota; Viridiplantae; Streptophyta; Magnoliopsida; Fabales; Fabaceae. The record is from RefSeq and is a predicted model, not a curated record. The transcript has a single exon.